This is a messenger RNA of Hylaeus volcanicus, 411 nucleotides long. It is a transcript of the gene RpS21, whose product is annotated as 40S ribosomal protein S21. The transcript has 4 exons. The record is from RefSeq and is a predicted model, not a curated record. Gene Ontology annotation, biological process: translation; endonucleolytic cleavage in ITS1 to separate SSU-rRNA from 5.8S rRNA and LSU-rRNA from tricistronic rRNA transcript (SSU-rRNA, 5.8S rRNA, LSU-rRNA); endonucleolytic cleavage to generate mature 3'-end of SSU-rRNA from (SSU-rRNA, 5.8S rRNA, LSU-rRNA). Gene Ontology annotation, cellular component: cytosolic small ribosomal subunit; ribosome. Lineage: Eukaryota; Metazoa; Arthropoda; Insecta; Hymenoptera; Colletidae. Gene Ontology annotation, molecular function: structural constituent of ribosome. Bases 112 to 363 code for a protein of 83 amino acids.
CAAGGUUGGUAGCUUUAUCCACUGUGCGACAUAUCCGCACUGUUGUGGAAAAACGUUCCUUACCUUACGGAGCCAUUUUACGGCAUACACCUAACAAUAAAAAAUAUAACAAUGGAAAACGACAAUGGAGUACUUGUCGACUUGUAUAUCCCAAGAAAAUGCUCGUCGAGUAAUCGCAUCAUCCACGCAAAGGAUCAUGCAUCUAUUCAACUGAGCCUUGCUGAUGUUGAUCCUGAAACUGGACGUAUGACUGACUCCCAAAAGAUGUAUGCAAUUUGUGGAGCUAUUCGACGUAUGGGUGAAUCUGACGAUUGUUUAGUACGCCUUGCAAAAAAUGAUGGCAUUUUACCUAAAAAUUUUUAAUGUAAGGUAAUUCUACUCUUUCAAUAAAAUUAUAAAAAAGCUAAAUAA